ACAUACACACAAGAGUGGAAGUCACAGCGCUUUCAGUUGUAUGGUAUGGAAGGAUUAAUGGUAUUGUUCAUUCCCAACAGAUUAUAAAGAACACAAAACGGUAAGCACUUUAAAGUGCCAUUAUAGACUUCAUUUCACGUGGCUGUGUUCUCUUAUUAGCUACGUUAGUUAACGUUAGCAUAGCACCGUCGGUUGGCCCUAUGUUAGCCCACGUGUCAGUAUAUUUUAACGAUCUGAAUAUACACCUCAUAAGUUACAUGUAUGAAAAAGAAAAACAACAAGACUAUUUUAUUAGACGGUGCGAACAACUUAAACGUUGUAGUAACUUGAAUUAGCCAUCGCCGGCUGGCAGCAAUGCAGUGAGCCGCCGCUGGGUGGUGCUGUUCCGAUGCUAUUCUGAGGUUGUACUCAGGAUUAUACCAUGGAAAAUGAAGAUGUUGAGCAAGGUAGCAAGAACCACGUCUUCUUUGUGGAGGACCUCAAUAGUUCAGAAGGAGAAGAAGAUAUUAUGUUCAGUCACCAGAAACUUCCCAGCAGCUGUAAACGGGCGGCACGGCUCAGCAGGGAAGGCUCUCCUCCCUCUCCUCCGCUCCUCCUGGCGUUCAACAUCACCUCUGGACGGCCGCCGCACCUCAGCAGCCCGAGUCCUCCUUCCAGCUUAGAGGAGGAGGACAGUGACCAGCCCAUUGAGGAGUGGAUGCUCCUUGGAGGAGAGGAGCAGGUGGGAGACUCGAGCAUCCAGCUCAACCUGAGCUACAGGGGCGGCUGGGAGGAUGACUCUGGAGAUGAAGAUCAGACUGUGAAAUCAGUGAAAGAUACCUGGGCUGUAUCCGAGAAAGACAAGGGUGGUGCUGAUCGGUCUUUGCCCAGCCGCUAUUUUUCUCGGAUCUGUAACAUUUGCAAUAAGACAGGACACCUAGCCAAAAGCUGCUACAGCCAUAAGAAAAGUCCCACCUGUGUUCUUUGUGGGAUACAGGGCCACGUCCAGAGAGACUGUCCGGGCCGCCCCUGCCCCAACUGUGCACUGCCGUCACAUGGCCUCAGGCCCUGUGAAAGGCCCCGGGUGUGGAACCAACACUGCCACCGCUGUGGGAUGAUGGGGCACCUCUCUGAUACCUGCCCUGAUACGUGGAGACAAUACCACUUCACAAUACGGUCAGAGCUUCCAGUCAGGCCAUGGACAGCCCACGUCCUCAAAAAAAAGAAAUGCCCCGCUCAUUGUUGCAACUGCUCUGAGAGGGGACAUUAUGGCUAUGAAUGCACUAAAAGGAGGAUGAUCAGUGGGACUUUUUACUCACUGCCAUACGUUUGCCACUACGACACCAUUGAGGAUGUCCUCCAAUGUCACCCCAAGAAGCAGAAAAGAGACAAAGAGCUUUUAAGUGCUGGAUCCCUGCCACUCUCAGACCAGCAGCACUUGCCUGAAGCAACCAGCGAGAGUGGUGAGGAGAAUCGGACAGUCCAGGGGUGGAGCAGGAGGAAGCAGGAGACAUGCAAGAAAAAGAGGUGGCCAAAGAGGUGCAAAGAGAGACGAGAGGUGAAGAGGCUAAGGAAAGAUGCUCAAACCAGACAAGUAGGACGACAAAAAUCCUGGAGGUACUAUGUUGAGGAAGUUUGCCCUCCAGCCCUCGAAGUUCACAAGCAGUACACACCCCCUCCAAAGAAGAGGAAGGAUGGCGCAGGUGGCAAAAGCAGGAAGAGCAGAGAGUCGGAGAGGUGGAAGAAGAGAGGAGGGCUAAAACGUGGGAAUUUAUAUCCCCAUAAUGAAAGCCUUCGUCCCCCGCCCAAAAAAGCACGCCACAGACAAAGAUAAUUUCUGAUGAUUGAUUUUCUUUUUCAAGGAGUAUCAAAUGUAACUGGAUGAUUACAUUUUAUUUGGGGGGGGGGGGGGGGGUAUUUAUUGUCAAAUCAAAAAACUUGAAUAUCAUAUACAGUUGAAGGUGCUCAUCUUGACUGCAGCUUAUGUGAAUGUGCUUUUGUACUUUAACCUUGUCCUGCAAGGUUUAUGUUGGUACAGGUUUUAACAUACACUAUUUUGGAAUAUGUUUUUAUUUUUACACACAAUGCCUUGCUUUUUUGGCUAAUGUAUUGUGUUGAAAGUGUGGUUUAUUAUCCAAAAAAUAAUGGCAGUUUAUAGUCAUUCAAAUAAUUGAAAUAUGAUUAAACGGAACCUUGAUUGGGCUUUGUAUGUUUAUAUUGUAAAUACAACGACAAUAAACAUGGAUUCCGGAUA
Molecule: messenger RNA, 2233 nt
Organism: Pseudoliparis swirei
Lineage: Eukaryota; Metazoa; Chordata; Actinopteri; Perciformes; Liparidae
Product: zinc finger CCHC domain-containing protein 7-like
Exons: 8
Coding region: 422-1813 (463 amino acids)
Molecular function (GO): zinc ion binding; nucleic acid binding
Source: RefSeq, a predicted model, not a curated record